Messenger RNA from Thrips palmi, 3902 nucleotides. Its product is annotated as podocan-like. Bases 14 to 2353 code for a protein of 779 amino acids. Lineage: Eukaryota; Metazoa; Arthropoda; Insecta; Thysanoptera; Thripidae. Gene Ontology annotation, cellular component: plasma membrane. Gene Ontology annotation, molecular function: protein binding. The transcript has 11 exons. The record is from RefSeq and is a predicted model, not a curated record.
CCCCGCCGGCAUCAUGUGGAGGGUCGCGUUGGCGGCCGCGUCGGCACUGCUGGCGGUGGCCUCGGUGCGGGCCCUCGACGGCCACCACCGCCUCCACGUCGGCCACCCCCGCCACGUCAAGAGGCAGGCGCUGGAGACCGAGUUGCUGGAGGGCUCCGGCGACGCCGGCGACUCCCCCUGGGGACUGGGCUGCCCGGAAGUGUGCACCUGCAGGGAGGGCCCGUUCAAGGAGGUGCCCUUGCGGAGGCUACUGGCCAUCCACGCCCACCACCUGAGCCUGGCCGAGGAGCCGCUGCGCUCCGACGUGGACGGGGCGCGCGUGGUGCGCCAGGCCGUGUGCGUCAUCCUCUCCGACGUGUUCGAGGACGUCAUCGCCACCCUGCCCGCCGACACGCAGGCGCUGACGCUGCUACAGAGCGCGGACGAGGCCGCCAUCGUGGUGACGGCGGGCCACCUGUCCCGCUUCGAGGGCCUCGUCUCCCUGGACGUGACUGCCUUCGCCGAGGCCGCCGUGCACCUCAAGAGCGACUCGCUGCGCACGCUGCCGCACCUGCGGCUGCUGUCGCUCACCGGCGUGCAGCUGGAAGGCGCGCUGGACGACGACAACGAGGUCAUCGUGACGACGCCGCCGCCACUUAGACCGCGCCGACGGCGCCUGCCGCCCUGGGCGUAUCGAACCGAUGACCAAAGCGAGGACACCCCCGAGCUGGUGUUCCUGAAGCCCGCCGAGGUCGUGUCUUUCUCCAAGUUCACGGAGCUGCGGCGCGUCAACGCGCUCCGGACCUUCGAGGGCCUGGACCAGCUGCUGAUGCUGCGCCUGCACUACGCCGACCUGGUCAACCUGGCCUGGGAGAUGUUCAACGGCCUGGACAGCCUCCAGGUGCUGUCCCUGGAGCACAACAGGCUGGCCUUCGUGCCCGACUGGUCGCUGUACGGCGCGCCCGCCCUGCGCUACCUGUCGCUGGCACACAACUCCCUGCUCGACGUGUCCUCCACGGCACUGGUGGGGCUGCUGGAGCUGCGCUUCCUGGACAUGUCGCACAACAACCUCACGCACUUGUCCGAGCUGUCACUGCCGCCCUUCCCCAAGCUGCGCGGCGCCGACUUCCGGGCCAACCCCAUCGAGUCGGUGUUCACCAACACGUUCCAGGUGAUGAACUCGACGGAGACGCUGCUGCUGGGCGGCACGGGCACGGCGCUGCAGCUGCACCAGGACAUGUUCCUGGGGCUGCGCGCCAUGCGCAGGCUGGUGGCCACGGACGUGACCGCCCCCGGGAUGCACCGCGACCUGCUGCGCGGCAUGCCCCGCCUCAAGGAGCUCACGCUGACGGGGGUCGUGCCCUCGCUGCCGUACGACGCGUUCGUCGAGGUGCCCAAGCUGGAGCGGCUGUUGCUGCGCCACUGCAGCAUCCGCCACGUGUCCAUGGACGCCUUCUACGCCCUGUUCGCGCUGCGGGAGCUCGACCUCAGCCACAACCUGCUGCGCGCGCUGCCGCCCAACCUGCUGGACCAGCAGGGCAGCCUCAAGGAGCUCCUGCUGACGGGCAACCAGCUCAAGGAGCUGCCGCCCGGCCUGCUGGACAACGUGCCCGCCAAGAUGGUGCGCCUGGACGGCAACCCCUGGCAGUGCUCCUGCGACAUGGCGGCCUGGAACCCCGCCGCCACCAACAAGGACAAACGGGAGGGCCGCUACGUGUACGAUAAGCGGGCCGCGCCGACGUGCGCCACUCCAGAGCCGUACGCGGGCUGGUCCGUCUACGACGCCAUGCGGAGGGGUUUCCGCUGCAACAAGAACCCCAGCCGUCACCUGCGCGCCAAGCCCAACGCGCUGCCCGGCGUCAUCCAGGGCCUCCUCGCGGACAACGCCAACAACGCCACCAGCGUGGACAACAGCCUGACGGCGAGCAACGGCCUGCCCGGCGUGGAGGCCAACAGCAUCGCGGUGAGCGCGGCGGUGGCCGCGAACACCAGUGUCGACGCGACCUCCACGCCGAGGACGCCGACGACGGUGACCGCCGCCACGGACAGUUCGUCCAGCACGGCCUCGGACACCGCGAGCAGCAGCACGUCGACGAGCGCCCCGCUGGACGCGAGCAGCACGACGUGGAGCACGCAGCGCGCGGUCCGCCGGCGCCCCGGAGGCCCCCGGCGAGGCAAGCCGCACAAGCAGCGGCAGGGGCAGCGCCAGGGCCCGCGCGAGGAAGGCGCCCGCACGGAGGACGGCAAGUACCUGCUGGCGGACGGCCAGGGCGGCUUCCACGCGGUGUCCUGGAAGGCGUACAAGGCCGCGCUGGAGGAGCGACGCGCCGCGCAGAGGACGACCGCAGCGCCUGCAGCGCCGCCAGCGGCGUAGCGGCGAACCAACCCAAACGCACAUUGCAGAACUGAAUGCGAGAGAUCGCUGUGUCUUCCGAGACAGAACACUGUGUGAUGUCCGACCGGAAAGGACGUCGCCGAGCUCCGUCGUCGACCUGGACUCUGUUGGAGUGAAGCCGAGACUUUGUCUGGCCGGCAGGCUGAUUUUUCGAUGUGGCCUGGCGCCUGGCUUGGAGCCGAUAGGCACCCCGUCGGACCAGCCUGCGUAGCGGCACGGCCUAACCUGGCUGUCGCAGGCGCUUGGCUGCGGGUAGGCAAGCCGUCAAAUGGGCCUGUGUAGCGGCACGGCCUAACCUGGCUGUCGCAGGCGCUAAGCUGCGGGUAGGCAAGCCGUCAAAUGGGCCUGUGUAGCGGCACGGCCUAACCUGGCUGUCGCAGGCGCUAAGCUGCGGGUAGGCAACCCGUCAAAUGGGCCUGUGUAGCGGCACGGCCUAACCUGGCUGUCGCAGGCGCUAAGCUGCGGGUAGGCAAGCCGUCAAAUGGGCCUGUGUAGCGGCACGGCCUAACCUGGCUGUCGCAGGCGCUAAGCUGCGGGUAGGCAACCCGUCAAAUGGGCCUGUGUAGCGGCACGGCCUAACCUGGCUGUCGCAGGCGCUUGGCUGCGGGUAGGCAACCCGUCAAAUGGGCCUGUGUAGCGGCACGGCCUAACCUGGCUGUCGCAGGCGCUUGGCUGCGGGUAGGCAACCCGUCAAAUGGGCCUAGCGGCACGGCCUAACCUGGCUGUCGCAGGCGCUUGGCUGCGGGUAGGCAACCCGUCAAAUGGGCCUGUGUAGCGGCACGGCCUAACCUGGCUGUCGCAGGCGCUUGGCUGCGGGUAGGCAACCCGUCAAAUGGGCCUGUGUAGCGGCACGGCCUAGCCUGAAUGUCACAGGCGCUUGGCUGCGGGUAGGCAACCCGUCAAAUGAGCCUGUGUAGCGGCACGGCCUACCCCGAAUGUCACAGGCGCUGAGGUCAUUUGGAAGCGCGAACCCAAGCCUACUUAUGCCGGUCUGAGAAUGAGGCUGCUCUGAUGUCCCCCCCCCCGAGGACUGUGUAUACUGCGAAAAAAUGACAUUGACGGCAUUUAUUUAUUUUUUGAAGUUGGCGAAAAAAGCUCAGACGGCGUGAGGUAACUCCAAUGUCGAUCGAGGGGCGAUGCCAAGAGCGGUCGACUUGCAAUAUCGCCGUGUGAAUCUCAUUUAGACCACUAUUUAGAUCACGAAGUAGUUGAAUUCAAAUCUGAUAGUUCAGUUCCCCUACGAGCAUGCCGCAGGAAAGUGUUCACGACCACUCUGUAGUUUUAUUUUUAUUUUCAAACCUGUGCAAUGUACUCUUCACGAGUCUAUCGCAGUAUUUAUUGUAAUCUAAGGAAAUUGUGAUAAUUUUACCUUUGUUUACUUUUGUCGUGAUGUUCACUAGCAGUAAAAAAAGGACAAGGAAAGGAGAACCACUGUAGCCGUAAAAUUAAGAUGAGUCCGCACCACGUGCAUUUAAUGUGUACAAACUGUCAAAGUACAAAAGAAACAGAAUACAUGAAUUGCAAAACA